UCUCCGUCGUUCAUCUGCAGGCGCACCCCCAGGCUCUCCCCGCGGGAUUCCUCCGAGCUCUCUCCUUCCAUACCCUCAGCUCCGCGCUGAGCCCACCUUCGUUUACCCCACCCUCGUUCUUGUGGCCUGACCCGUGCAUGCUCUGAAACAUACCCGCCUGGAGCAACUCACCAUGCAGCACUUCCUCAGUCUCCUCCUCGCAGUUUCCCUGCUCACCACAACUUAUGCUGCUACGGCGGACGAAUGGCGGAAGCGUUCAAUAUACCAGAUCAUCACCGAUCGCUAUGCGCUCCCGGAAGGUGCGGACCUCACUGCGUGUGAUCCCGCCAAGCAGGCGUUCUGUGGCGGCACUUGGAACACCAUCAAGAACAACCUGGACUACAUUCAGGACGCGGGGUUCACUGCCAUCUGGAUCAGCCCGGUCUCCCAGAACUACGAAGGCCCUCGCACGCCCUAUGGUGACCCUUACCACGGAUACUGGAUUUCCGACGCGUCGAAGCUUAACUCUCGCUUUGGAACCGCGGACGACCUGAAGGCGCUCUCGGACGAGCUGCAUGCUCGCGGGAUGUUCCUCAUGGUCGACGUCGUCGUGAACAAUGUCAUGGCCUUGGAUACCGACCCCGACCUGUCGACGUACAUGUUCCAGGACAAGUCGCAAUACCACUCGUACUGCCCGAUCCAAUGGGGCAAUACCACCAGUGAACAGAAUUGCUGGCUUGGCGACACCAAGGUGACCCUCCCCGAUGUGAACACCCAGGACCCGACGGUUGUCACUGCCUACACUGCAUGGAUCAAGGCUCUCGUUCAACAGUUCAACAUCGACGGUCUGCGUAUCGAUGCGGCGAAGCACGUGAACAUGGACUUCUGGCCGAAGUUCUGCGAGGCUGCCGGCGUGUACUGCAUCGGCGAGGUCUUCGAUGCUGAUGCUGGUCAAGCCCUCCAGUGGCAGGGCGAGCAGGCGCUUGAUGCGAUCCUGAACUACCCGAUGUACAACGCGCUGGUUCAAGCAUUCACCAUUCCUGGCCCGCAGAACAUGAGCGCUGUCACGGACAUGAUUGCGCAGAUCAAGCAGAAGUCUUCGGACCCGACUUUGCUCGGCAACUUCCUUGAGGACCAAGAUGUUCCCCGGUGGGCUAGCCUCUCGGUUGACCCCCAGAGUCUCUGGAACGCGAUGAUCUUCAACUUCAUGUCUGACGGUAUCCCGAUCGUUUACUACGGACAGGAGCAGGGCUUCAACGGUAACGCCGAUCCCAUGAACCGUGAGCCCCUGUGGCCAUCCAACUACGCGAACACUACUACCCUACAGCUUGUCACCAAGCUGAACACGCUGCGCAACUUCCUGAUCAACAGCACAACGGACUGGGUCACCAACCAGGUGCAGGUGCUCAGCCAGACCAACGACGGCAUCGCGUUCAUGAAGGGCGAUGUCAUUACCGUUUUGACCAACAUCGGUUCCCCGCCCCAGAACGUCAGCAUUUCCGCGCAUACGCCGUACGACAACAGCGUUUCUACCACGGACAUCCUUACCUGUAGGCAGUACGCCGUUGGCAGUAACGGCAGCAUUGAGGUCGAGUACUCCAAGGGCGGUGUCCCCGUCAUCCUCGUCCCUGACACUAAACUCGACAACUCCGGGCUCUGCGGGCACGUCCAGGCCUCGGUCGUCUCCCAGAAGGGCGCCCAGGGCACCGUCAACGGCGACGCCAACGGCGCGCUCAGCACCACCCCGCUCGCGUUCGCCGUCGGGCUCGUCACAUUUGCCGCGGCCCUCCUCACGGCGGCGCUAUGAGCUCCCUCAGCCGUCCGCACCACUAUCCCCCAUUCUCACGUGUCACGCCCGCACGCGCCUCACGAUCCCCGCACGCCCCCCGCUCCGACGCAACGCGACACUAUCCCUCCCUUCUUUUCUUCGGGUCUUACUAUUCUCCCUUUCUGUCUGGAUUCUGGAUGCCCGCUGCCCGCACGCCCGGGCGGCGUGGCCUAAUACCUCCCACGGCUCCCCCUCCCCGGCUCGGAUGGGGAGGGGGCCGCUUCGUGUCUGUACUACUCCGCGGCUGGCCUUUGUGUGGCUGCGGUCUUGGAUUUUGGUGUAGUUUUUCGUGUGUUUCGUGUAGGGCGGAGUUUGGAUGGUUGAACUUAAUGGUGUACGAGUACAAGAACACACGCAGGUUCUCGCGCGCGAGCCUCCUUCG
Messenger RNA from Trametes versicolor FP-101664 SS1, 2189 nucleotides. Its product is annotated as alpha-amylase. Bases 173 to 1786 code for a protein of 537 amino acids. The transcript has 14 exons. Gene Ontology annotation, biological process: carbohydrate catabolic process. Gene Ontology annotation, molecular function: alpha-amylase activity; calcium ion binding. The record is from RefSeq and is a predicted model, not a curated record. NCBI's taxonomy places the organism in Eukaryota, Fungi, Basidiomycota, Agaricomycetes, Polyporales, Polyporaceae.